Camellia sinensis is the source of this 1809-nucleotide messenger RNA. RefSeq lists its product as uncharacterized. NCBI's taxonomy places the organism in Eukaryota, Viridiplantae, Streptophyta, Magnoliopsida, Ericales, Theaceae. The record is from RefSeq and is a predicted model, not a curated record. Gene Ontology annotation, molecular function: protein binding. Gene Ontology annotation, biological process: cell surface receptor signaling pathway.
AUGGAGGAGCAAGAGAAGUCCAUCCAAGAAGAGCUUUCACUGCCAAUCUUACUAGCUGACCGAGUCAUCAAGUCAGCUCAAGAAGCCGAGUCUUCCCUAGCCGACUGCGCCGAACUCGCCAAACAAGCCCACAAGCUCUCCCACCAGCUCCGCUGCGCCGCCCGCCUCGCCGCCGCCGCCUCCUCCCUCUACGACCGUCCCCUCCGCCGCAUCGCCGCCGAUGUAUCCAAAAACCUCGACCGCGCCCUAACGCUAGUUCGCAAGUGCAAGCACGGCGGCGGCGUCCUCCGCCACGUCUUCGCCAUCACCACCACCGCCGACCACCGCAAGGUCUCCUCCCUCCUCGAUUCCUCCUCCGCCGACGUCGCCUGGCUCCUAUCCAUCUUCGAUUUCGACUCCGACGGCGGAGGCGCCAAUCUAUCUCUCCCUCCCAUCGCUAGCAACGACCCUACCCUCGCCUUUGUCUGGACCUACAUCGCCGCCGUACAAAUGAACCACCACCACCGCGGCCGUAUCGACGCCGCCAACAACCUCGCUUCCCUUGCCCGAGACAACGAUUUGAAGAAGAAGAUAAUCGUCGAAGAAGGCGGAGUUCCGCCGUUGCUCAAGUUGUUGAAAGAACGGGCUUCGCCAGAAUCUCAAAUCGUCGCCGCUGGAGCUCUCCUUAGCGUGGGGAAUGAUCCCAGAAGGGUCAAAUUAAUAGCCAGAGAGCACGCGGCGGCGGUAAUUUUGCAGGUUCUUGGAGAUUCUCCGAUUAAGGUUCAGAUUGCGGUGGCGAAUUUGGUGGCGAAGAUGGCCGAGAUGGAUUCGGAUGUUCAGGAAGAGUUUGGGAAAGAGAAUGUAAUUAGGCCUCUAGUGAUGUUGUUGUGCGUGGAUAUAGAAUUGGAUGAUACAAAGCUUCAAGCAGGUAGUACUAGUAUUCAUUCACUUGUUCAGAUUAAUAAGGAAUUAUCUAGAAGCCCAUUAUUGAAUCAUACCCUCCAUACGGAUUCGAAUUCGAGUUCUUCGACGACUUUGCAUAAGAAGGACAAGGGAUUUGAAUCACCUGAAUUGAAACUUGAUCUCAGGAUUAGUUGUGCAAACGCUUUGUGGAAACUCUCGAAAGGGUGUUUGUUAAAUAGUAGGAAGAUAACCGAAACGAAAGGGUUGCUUUGUUUGGCAAAACUCAUUGAAAAGGAAAAGGAAGAAUUGCAGAUUAAUUGUUUAAUGGCAGUGAUGGAGUUAGCUGCUGUAGCAGAAUCUAACACUGAGCUUAGGCGACUGGCUUUUAGACCCACUUCCCCAGCUGCAAAGGCAGUUUUGGAACAGCUUCUGAGAGUGAUGAACGAAUCAACCAGUCCUACAUUGCUGAUUCCCGCUAUAAAUUCGAUUGGAUCUCUGGCACAUACAUUCACAAUGAGAGAAACUCGAAUAAUUGGUCCUUUGGUUACCCAACUUGGGCAUAGGAAUUCAAAUGUGGGUACUGAAGCGGCUAUUGCACUUGGUAAAUUUGUUUGUCCGGAUAAUUUUAAUCGUGUGGAGAACUCGAAGGCGAUUAUCAACUCUGAUGGGAUUCCAAAGCUAAUGAAUCUGCUCAAGGCCAAUGGUCGGGAUCAAGUGCAUGAACUUGUAUUGCUAUGCUACCUUGCUUUGAAUAUUGACAAGGACAAGGGUCUUGAACAUGCAAGAGUAUUGAAUGUUCUUGAGGGCGCGGCUCGCUCUGUGUUGCCUCGACAUCCUGAAUUGAGAGAAUUAUUUGCCAUGGCUAUACAUCACCUUACUCUAUAUCAAGCUGGAGUACACAUCCAUAUACCGGCUCAUGCACUGUAA